Molecule: messenger RNA, 342 nt
Organism: Trypanosoma conorhini
Lineage: Eukaryota; Euglenozoa; Kinetoplastea; Trypanosomatida; Trypanosomatidae
Exons: 1
Coding region: 1-342 (113 amino acids)
Source: RefSeq, a predicted model, not a curated record
AUGUCUAAGGCAACGCAGCAAUCGACGUCGAGGAAAUGGGUGGGGGCACGUGCGCAGGCGCGUGCGGAGGACGCAACGAACCGAAGGACGAACGCUGCCCUACCACCUCCACCGCCCGCCCCGCAGGAGCAUUCCGCGUCUCCCCCGCCGCCAUCCCUGGCGCAGUUGCCGCCAUCCCUGGUUUUUGAGCGACAGGAGGCGGUGGAUGCACUCAGCAACCUUUACCACAAUGCUGAUGUGGUGAAGGCAGUGGAGACGGGUGACCCGGUGUUUGACCUACGGGACGCCUCGAAGUUUCACGAGGAGCUGAUGGAGUGGCUUAACACGGGAGGGAGCGCGUAA